Dentiscutata erythropus is the source of this 747-nucleotide messenger RNA. Lineage: Eukaryota; Fungi; Glomeromycota; Glomeromycetes; Diversisporales; Gigasporaceae. The record is from the annotation of a GenBank genome assembly.
AAAGGAUUUGACAUGAUCAAUCCACCCUCUCAGGAAUCUAUUGAAGAUUUUUUUAAAAAAUACGGUAAAGUUGUUAAAGUAACGCCCCGCAAGAAUGAUGAAAAAUUUAAGGGAUCGUACUUUAUACAAUUUGAAGAACACGAAGAAGCGAAAAGGAUAUCAGAGAUGGAUCUGUUUUUUAAUAGUGUAAAAUUAAUAAUAAUGAUGAAGUUUGAUUAUUGUGAAAUGAAAUGCGUUGAAAAAGGGAUGGAUCCUGAUACCAUGCGCAAACAAAAACCGCAACCGCAUAUUCAGAAAACUAGAUCAAAAUUAACCCCUAAAUAUGAAAAGAAUUGCUUAUUACAUUUUGAGGGAGCUGGACCUAAUGCUCGUUGGGAAGACAUUAAGACUAAAAUGGGGGCAGAUUACGGUAGUGUGGUAUUUGUCAAAUUAGAACAACAACUUAAAAGCGGAAUAAUCCAAUUUAAAGAUCCAAUCGCCUCAAAUGUUGCGUCCUCAAUUUCAAAUGACAACAUGGAAUUUGAUGGUGUCAAGCCUGUCUUUACAGUGCUCCAAGGUGAAGAAGAAAGAAUAUAUUAUUUGAAUAGGCAAAAAGCUGACGAAAAAAAGAAAUUUAAUCACGCAAAAAUGAAUAAUGCACAAAAAAAGGUUGAUGAUAAAAAUGAUUCCUCUGAUUGCUCAUCCACAUCAGUAGUAAAGGUUGGGGGUAAAGAUGAUGCCGGAAUCGUUGAUUGUUCAUCCACAUUA